Molecule: messenger RNA, 2292 nt
Organism: Cutaneotrichosporon cavernicola
Lineage: Eukaryota; Fungi; Basidiomycota; Tremellomycetes; Trichosporonales; Trichosporonaceae
Gene: MET6
Exons: 5
Coding region: 1-2292 (763 amino acids)
Molecular function (GO): zinc ion binding; 5-methyltetrahydropteroyltriglutamate-homocysteine S-methyltransferase activity
Source: RefSeq, a predicted model, not a curated record
AUGUCUGUCAAGAGCGCCGUUCUUGGUUACCCCCGUGUUGGCGUCAACCGUGCCCAGAAGAAGGCCACCGAGGCCUACUGGGCCGGCAAGAUCUCGGAGCAGGAGCUCCAGACUGCUUCGCAGGCUGUCCGCAAGGAGCGCUGGGAGGCCAUCAAGGCCGCUGGUGUUGACAUCAUCCCGUCGGGUGACUUCACUCUUUACGAUGGUCUUCUCGACCACUCGUUCAACUUCAACGUUGUUCCCGAGCGCUUCACCAAGCAGGGUCUCUCCCCCCUUGACACCUACUUCGCCAUGGGCCGUGGCCGUCAGGACCGCGCCAAGGGCAUCGACGUUGCCGCUAACGAGAUGGGCAAGUUCUUCGACUCGAACUACCACAUCGUCAAGGUCGACCACGCCCCCACCACCGAGUUCAAGCUCGUCCGCAACCAGUGGCUCGAGGAGUACAAGGAGGCCAAGGACCUCGGCAUCGAGACUCGCCCCGUUCUCUUCGGCCCCAUCACCUACCUUGCUCUCGUCCGCGCCUCGCGUGACGCCCCCGCCGACUUCCAGCCCCUCGACCUCCUCGACAAGCUCGUCCCGGUCUACGUCGAGGUUCUGAAGUCGCUGAAGGAGGCUGGUGCCCAGUCCGUGCAGCUCGACGAGCCCAUCCUUGUCACCGACAAGGCCGAGGCUUACGGCGACCUCUACAAGAAGGUCUACGCCGAGCUCGCCGCCGCUGAGCUCCCCAUCACCCUCACCACCGCCUACGGCCGUGUCGGCAAGUCGCUUGACUACCUCAAGGACCUCCCCAUCGCUUCCCUCCACCUCGACCUUAACCGUGAGCCCCAGCAGCUCGACGCCGCCCUCGAGGCCCUCAAGCCUACCGGCAAGGGCAUCGAGCUCGGUCUCAUCUCGGGCCGCAACAUCUGGAAGAACGACCUCGCCGCUUCGAAGAAGCUUGCUGAGAAGGCUGUCGCCGCCCUCGGCGCUGACAAGGUCGUCGUCUCGACCUCGUCGUCGCUCCUUCACACCCCCAUCUCGCUCAAGGUCGAGACCAAGCUCACCCCCGAGCAGGUCGCUUGGCUUGCGUUCGCCGAUGAGAAGUGUGAGGAGGUUGCCACUCUUGCCGCUGCCCUCAACGGCGAGGAGAACGAGGCCUUCCAGAAGAACACCAAGGACAUUGCUGCCCGUCGCGAGUUCGAGACCACCUCGGACUCGGCUGUCCGUGACCGCGUCCAGGCCAUCACCCCCGAGAUGAGCAAGCGCAAGUCCGACUUCUCGGUCCGCUCCAAGGUCCAGGCCGAGGCCAUCAAGCUCCCCAAGUUCCCCACCACCACCAUCGGCUCGUUCCCCCAGACCAAGGAGAUCCGUGUCGCCCGUGCCAAGUUCGGCAAGGGUGAGCUCACCAAGGAGCAGUACGAGAAGGCCAUGGAGGACGAGAUCAAGUCGGUCGUCGACAUCCAGGAGCGUCUUGACCUUGACCUCCUCGUCCACGGCGAGCCCGAGCGUAACGACAUGGUUCAGUACUUCGGCGAGCUCCUCAACGGCUUCAUCUUCACUCAGCUCGGCUGGGUUCAGUCCUACGGCUCGCGUUACGUCCGCCCUCCUAUUGUUGUUUCGGACAUCUCGCGCCCUGCGCCCAUGACUGUCCGCUGGUCGUCGUACGCCCAGUCGGUGUCGAAGAAGCCCAUGAAGGGCAUGCUUACCGGCCCCGUCACCAUCCUCAACUGGUCGUUCCCCCGUGCCGACGUCUCCAAGGAGGUCCAGGCCAAGCAGCUCGCCCUCGCCCUCCGCGACGAGGUCAUCGACCUCGCCAACGCCGGCAUCUCGGCCAUCCAGGUCGACGAGCCCGCCAUCCGUGAGGGUCUUCCCCUUCGCAAGGAGGACUGGGACGCCUACCUCAACUGGGCCGUCGAGUCGUUCCGCCUCUCGACCUCGGGUGUUGAGGACAAGACCCAGAUCCACUCGCACUUCUGCUACUCGGACUUCGACGACAUCUUCCCCCACAUCCAGGCCCUCGACGCCGACGUCAUCUCGAUCGAGGCCUCCAAGGCCGACCUCAAGCUGCUUGACACCUUCAAGGAGUUCGGCUACAAGAACGACAUCGGCCCCGGUGUCUACGACAUUCACUCGCCCCGUGUCCCCUCCGAGCAGGAGAUCAAGGACAAGCUUGCCGCGUUCGUCAAGGUCAUCCCCGCCGAGCGCCUCGUUGUCAACCCCGACUGCGGUCUUAAGACCCGCGCUUGGAAGGAGACCGAGGAGUCGCUCACCAACCUCGUCAACGCCGCCAAGUGGGCCCGCGAGAACCUCUAA